CAACAGGGAGACCGACAGACAGGCAAGAACGAGGGCAACGGGACGGACGCGGGCCAGAGCCUGAGACCGGCAGCUGACUGAGUGAAGACACCAAGACUCAAAGAGGCCAAGCCACUCGCCGGGGGUCACACAGCCCAAAGAGGCAGAGCCAGAACUCACCCAGCCUCGGGGUUAAGCGUGCUACGUGCCUCAGAGGAUUGUCGAGAAGAUUAAAUGAGAUGGUUGGUGUGAAGGCUUAGCCUAGUGCGUGACUCAAGCUGUGCCCCCCUCCACCAUCCCCACCCAUCUGAAAGCACUUCUCUGUCCUUCACCCUCAAGUCAGAGCUAUCUGAGAUCAGCGGUAUUUACUGCAGCCCCGCCGCAGCUGGAAGCUUCUUGAAUCCGGAGACGACAGGAAAAUGGCCACCUGGGAUGAAAAGGCAGUCACCCGCAGGGCCAAGGUGGCUCCCGCCGAGAGGAUGAGCAAGUUCUUAAAGCACUUCACGGUCGUUGGGGACGACUACCACGCGUGGAACAUCAACUACAAGAAGUGGGAGAACGAAGAGGAGGAGGAGGAGGAGCAGCCACCGCCCACACCGGCCUCGGGCGAGGAGGGCAGAGCUGCUGAUCCUACCACGGCGCCUGCCCCCGUGCCCAGGCCCCGCCUCGACUUCAGGACCACUUUGAGGAAGCUCUUCAGCGCCCACAGGUUUCAGGUUAUCAUCAUCUGCCUGGUCGUUCUGGAUGCCCUCCUGGUGCUCGCCGAGCUCGUUCUGGACCUGAAGAUCAUCCAGCCUGACAAGAACAACUAUGCCGCCAGGGUGUUCCACUACAUGAGCAUUGCCAUCUUGACCUUUUUUAUGAUGGAGAUUUUCUUUAAAAUAUUUGUCUUCCGCUUGGAGUUCUUUCACCACAAGUUUGAAAUCCUGGACGCCAUCAUCGUGGUGGUUUCCUUCGUCCUCGACGUUGUCCUCCUUUUCCGGGAGCAUGAGUUUGAGGCUCUAGGGCUGCUGAUUCUGCUCCGCCUGUGGCGGGUGGCCCGGAUCAUCAACGGGAUAAUUAUCUCGGUUAAGACACGUUCUGAACGGCAACUACUAAGGUUAAAACAGAUAAAUAUACAACUGGCCACCAAGAUCCAACACCUUGAAUUCAGCUGCUCUGAGAAGGAACAAGAAAUUGAAAGACUUAACAAGCUACUGAGACAGAAUGGGCUUCUUGGUGAGGUGAACUAGAGGCAUACCUGCUCCACCCCAGAGGGAAGACCUGCCUCACGGGCUUGUGACGAGGAAGACAGCCGCUCCUCCUGGGGCCAUGUUGGGGAGAGGUUUGCUUUGAUGGCUUUGCCUCACUGCUGCCAGCUCGGAUUCUGGGGGACACAGUCUUUCAGAGGCUCUAUUUCUUCCUUGGUGUGACUGAGAAUGUCCCAUCCCAUUCCCGCCCCACACUGUGUAACAAAUGUAUCAUAAACUAUAUUUUUCUCAUGCUGAA
Balaenoptera ricei (Rice's whale) is the source of this 1467-nucleotide messenger RNA. It is a transcript of the gene HVCN1, whose product is annotated as hydrogen voltage gated channel 1. Gene Ontology annotation, cellular component: plasma membrane. The coding region runs from base 399 to 1211 and encodes 270 amino acids. Gene Ontology annotation, biological process: proton transmembrane transport. The record is from RefSeq and is a predicted model, not a curated record. The transcript has 9 exons. Gene Ontology annotation, molecular function: voltage-gated proton channel activity. NCBI's taxonomy places the organism in Eukaryota, Metazoa, Chordata, Mammalia, Artiodactyla, Balaenopteridae.